AUGACUUCCAACGCCAGCCCAGACCUCGACAGCAACCAAAUAGACCCCAAUGUAGCCGCCAGUAAGCUCAUUCCCCUCCCAGUCCCCAAACGAAAGCUAAUAACAGACCUCCCCCCGGUCCACGCGGUCACAACAACCCGCCACGGCACCAGCUACUGGGCCACCACCAACACAGCCCGCAUAACCCUCACCCUCCCAGACAACUCCAUAAAAUCCUACUUCUUGAAAACCCUCACAAAUGACCUAGGCAAGAACAUCCUCUACGGCGAAUACACAUCCAUGCAGGAAAUCCACCGCGUAGUCCCAGACUUCGCACCGAAACCAAUCGCCUGGGGGACUUACCAGAAUAACCCCGAGACACACUUCUUUCUCUGCGAGUAUCGCGAUAUGGUUCUUGCUAGGGAUGAGAUGCCUGAUCCGGGGAGGUUUACGGAGAGAUUGGCGGCGUUGCAUCAGCGCAGUCAGCGUCAGAGUCUGGAGGGGAAGUUCGGGUUUCAUGUUCCUACGUAUAGUGGGUAUUUACCACAGUAUACUGGAUGGGAGAGGAGCUGGGAGGUGUUUUUUUCGAAGAGUUUGCGUGUCGCGCUGGAUUUGGAGAUUAAGGCGAAAGGACACGAUUCUGAGUUGGAUGUGCUUGUGCCGGUUGUUUUUGAGAAAAUUAUCCCGAGGUUAUUACGGCCACUGGAGAGUGAGGGACGGUCUGUGAAACCAGCAUUGGUGCAUGGGGAUUUGUGGUAUGGGAAUUCGGGGGUUGAUAAAGUGUCCGGGGAGUGUUUGGUUUUUGAUGCGUGUUGUUUUUAUGCGCAUCAUGAGUAUGAAUUCGGGCAAUGGAUGCCGGCGUGCAAUCGGUUUGGAGAGGAAUAUCGUGCGGCGUAUCGGGAGCUUGUGAAGCCUUCGCCGCCGGAGGAGGAUUAUGAUGGGCGGUUAGAUUUAUAUAAGCUGCGGUUCAAUACUCAUGUUUCUGCGCUGUUUACGGAUGAUAUAUCGCUGAGGAAACAAAUGAUAAACGACAUGAAAGGCCUUGUCAGCCGAUAUGGCUAA
This is a messenger RNA of Aspergillus chevalieri, 1041 nucleotides long. RefSeq lists its product as uncharacterized. The record is from RefSeq and is a predicted model, not a curated record. Lineage: Eukaryota; Fungi; Ascomycota; Eurotiomycetes; Eurotiales; Aspergillaceae. The transcript is spliced from 4 exons. Bases 1 to 1041 code for a protein of 346 amino acids.